CUGGCUGCGGUCACACUGCAAAGUCUCUGGCAAUAGCUACAUUUUAAACGCUUUAGUCUGUUUUUAGUAACCCUAAUGUGCAAAAAUGUGAACGCGCUUCAAUGUUCCCGCGACAGUUAAACAAAUAAUAAAGGACACAAGCCAACAAAAAGUGUAGACCAAACCAUAUACACAUAUACACAUACUUACACAUUUAGUCUAAAUUUGAUUUGUUGAGCCAUUGCAUUUGAAAUCGCCGAAAAAAUGUAAAUGCCACACGCAAAGAGGCGCAAACAAGUUUUUGUAAAAAGCUACAAAAAGGAGUGUAAAUGAAUUAAUGUGCGUGUGCAAAUAAAAAAAAACUAAUAAAUAUAAACAAACGAUUGUAACAAAUUGAUUGAGAAAAAAAGGAAACAAAUUAUAGUCGAGUUACCAUGUUGCAUAAAAUUGAUGAAAAUGCCGCGCCAACUGUAACAUCAACACCAACAACAACAACAACAAGUACAACAAUUAUGGCCCCGGCAGAAACAACUGGCAAUGGAACGGAGCCAACAAUUUCAACGCACCUUGCAAAUGCGACGGCAACAAUAGAACCAACAACAACAGCAACAACAACAUCAGCGGCGGCUGUUGCCACGGAACAAGAAACAGUCACUGCGGUUGUUGUAGCUGCUGCCGCCGCCGCCGCUGCUGUCGUCGUCGCAGCAGCAGCUGCUGAGGGUCAAGCAACAGAAACAACAAUGACAGUGACAGCCAACAAUACACCGACGCCAUUGCCGCUGUCAGCUGCGGCAGAGCACACUGAAUUAGCGACAACAGCUGAUGUCGCUGUCGCUGCCGCUGCCGCUACCUCUGCCGCUGCCGCUACCUCUGCCGCGAGCUGUGCCAGCGAGCACCAGCCUGAGGCAGAGCCAGAGCCAGCAGCAUUCGAUGUUCAGAUGCGUACGCAGCAACAACAGAAAAUAAGAAUUUAUCACGGCGCCAAACAGAGCGCAGUAUGGAGAACCGAUUCGCUCGCUUCCAAUUCGAGCUCAAACCGAAGCGACGCGGGAUCGACCGAAACUAUGGCCACCAGCAGAGCCCACAGCGGCUACUCGACAGCGCCCAGUCUAUUGCAGCGCAAAUUCUCGGACAGCUCAUUCAAUGCAGCAACGAUGCCGCGUCGCGUCUCAUUCCCGGAAAGUGAUAAGGAGCUUGUCACCGGAUAUCUUGAGCCGGCCAAUCCAUGGGAAAAAGUCUGCCAGGUGUCUAGCAUAGCUGAGAUUACCGAGCUGUAUGUGAAAUCCUGUUACAAGCAUCAUACACAGCCGCUGAAGAACAUCAUGGAACACCUGAAGGCGCUGGAUUUGCACCUGGCCCGGCAGCCGCUGCUAUCGCUGAAAGGCAUUCAGCUGACGCCCAAUGAUUGCGAGCCGCUGGAGGAGAUAUUCAUGCGGAUUCAAUACAAAGCCAUCGAUUUGUCAGAGUGCCCGUUGAACGAGAGCUGCCUGAGCGCACUCUGCCAGAUGAUUGAGUACUAUGAGGCUGCCAAUGAAUUGGAUAUCUCGUAUAACAAGGAGCAGAUGACGGUCCGUGGCUGGGGACUCUGCACACAUAUGGUGGGCCGCAGCCAGGAGCUGCAGCUGCUGAAUGCCGAGGGUAACCAGAUAUCAAAGGUGGGCGCCGAGAAUUUGGGCGCCGCGCUGAGUCUCUCCAAUCUGCAUACGCUCAAGCUGGAGCAUUGCGGCCUCAAAGGACCUCCACUCACCAAUUUUUGUAAGUGCUGCAAGCUGUACCACAACAAAAUACUGAAGGAGCUGUGGCUGGGCUACAACGAUUUGGAUUGCACCGAUGCCCAACAUAUUGCGGAUAUGCUGCGCUUUAACCACAGCAUCGAGCUGAUUGACAUUAGCAACAACAACAUACGCGACGAGGGCGCCAUGUACCUGGUGCAGGCGCUCAUCCUGCAGGCCACAGAGCUGGAGCGUCGCAGUGGCUUGCCGCUGCAGCGUGCGCGAGCCAUUGAGGACGACGAGCUGGUGUCGCCCAUGGAUACAACGGCGUCGCUGCAGUUGGCAGGCCGCAACGAGCAAGGCAGCAGCCAAAUACAGUCCGAGGCACAUGCGAUUGACAACAGCACAUCGCCAAAAGCCAUUGAAGUCCUGGAAACUGUUGUCGAGCAGCAGCCAACAUCGGCGGCGGCAGCAGCGGCGGCAGCUGAGGAGCCCAGCAGCAGUGAACCAGCCGUUGGCCUGCUGGUGGAUGUGGACAACGAUGCUGACGAUGACAAUACAGAGGAUACGGUGCGCACUCUGAGGAGCGGCAAUCAGAGUGCAACUGGGCAAUCCAUGCUGGACAAAUUGCUCUCGAUGAACAGCGACAGCAGCAGCGAGGAGGCGCCAUCCAAUAUAUCCACCGACACACUAGCCGCCUGCUGCUCCGAGGACAUUAGCGAGAACAGCAAUGAUAUUUACGAUCCUGCUGGCAAAUUGCAAUCAACAGCAGCAGCCACAUCCUCCACAGAUGAGUCUACAACGACGCUGGUCGAUCCAAUUCUGGAGCAACUAGCUCCAUCUAUCCAGCAACAGCAGCAACAGCAAAGUUCCCAAACUGAACGCAACUUAUGUGAUAUUACUCCCUCAACAGAGGCUAAAACCGUUGAACCCAAUGAAACCUGUGUACAGAAUAACAAUGCUAAUUCCCACAAUAACAACAACAACCACAACAACCACAACAACAGCAACAACCACAACCAUAAUAAUAAUCCUGUAAUACUAAACCAAAUAGCUGCAACAGUCGCCGUUAGUUCAAGCGGUGCCGCAUCCAUAUUUGAGGUGACCGCCGAGGAGAGCGACUGCAUCAAUGGGAUUGCCGGGCCGAGCGGAUCACGGCCGCUGGACAUGAAUAAGAAUGCGAAGGCUGGCGAUGAUUUCGAGGAUACGCACAGCACAGAUUCGGCAUUCGAGAGCGCCUCGGAGGGCGAUAUCAGUCGCCAUUUGCCGGAUGAGUUUAGUCGUCUGUCCGUGUCGCUGGAGAGCACACGGCUGGAUGACAUGACCAAGGAGAUUGCCAUUGAGACGGCGACCAUAGCCAGUGAGUCCACCGAGUGUCUGCUGGUGGCCGAGGAGGCAGCCACGCCCGCCUCCACGCCCACGCCAGUUGUGCACAUGCAGCCGCAGCCGCAGCUGGAGCUGGAGCCGGAGACACCCGAAGUGAUUGUGGCGACGGUGCCCAAGGUAACAAUUGAGGCCAAGGAGAAGGAACCGAGUGCCAGUCCAUGUCCCAGUCCAACACCUACACCGCCGCCGCCAUCGACAUCGCCGGGUGGCGUCAGCAGCGGCCUGCGUCGCACCGAAUCCAGCUGUGCCUAUCUCAAUCAGUCGACGCGCAAUCGCUCCCAGAGCUCGGACAGUCUGUGCAGCGAGAACUCGCUGGACGGCAGCACGAGUGCAGCCGAUCCGCAUCUGGCCGAGAAGCUGACCAAGAACGAUACGCUCUCGCGCCGUCAGCUGGUCGAUGCCACACUGGAGGCGGCGAAUCGUGCGCCCAGCGGCCUCAAGGCGCUCGCCCUGUGGAGCAACAAUCUGACCAAGGACUGCGGCCCCUGCAUUGCGGAGCUGCUCUCGCGCAGCUCCUCGCUGGAGCUGCUCAACAUUGGCAAGAACUGUUUGUCCAAUGACUUUGUGGCCACCAUCAAGGACAGCCUGACCAAGAACACAACGCUCACCACGCUCGGCCUGCAGAGCGCCCAUCUCAGCGCCAAGGGCAUCGAGACGCUCGCCUCCAUCCUGACCUUUGGCGGCAACAGCAAAUUGCAGCGCAUCGAUAUACGUGACAAUAAACUAGAGGUGGAAAGUCUGAACAUAAUUGCCGAGGUGCUCAAGUCCAACAAGACGAUCACCCAAAUUGACAUCAAUGAUGAGCCCAAGCGUCUAACGAUCGGCAGCGAUGCGCAUUUGGAUUAUACGCGAGUACUGGGCACAGUGCGCUCCAUGUGCUCGCGCAAUGAGAAAAUGCAGGCGGAGGAGCUGGAGCUGGCGGAGAAGGCGGCGAACGUGGGCGGUGGCGGCAGCAGCAGCAACAGCAACAACAACAACGCAGGCAACAGCAAUGGCGCCAUCGGGGGCAGCAUCAAGAGUCGGUGUCGCGGCGGUUACUACUUGGGCUCGCGGAAGAUUUCGCUGACGUGCCACAGCCGGCCGCUGGUGGACGCAGCGACGGGCACUGUGUCCGCUGCUCUGGCAGUAACCGCAAUGCCGACGCCGGCUGCCAAACUGGAGGUGAAGCGCAAGACGAACGCGCGUCUGCGCUCACCGGGUCCCAGUCCGCCCACGAUAUCGCCGUCCUCCUCGCCCAAUCGCAGCCGCUUUCAUGUGUCGCGCGUCAACGAGAUAAGCAGCCCGUUGACCUCGCCCCUGGCCCAGAUGCCGCCACAGCAUCCGCCGACGCCUCGCUCGGCCAGCAGCUGCAUGUCCAUACCGACGGCCCACGGCAUCAGCGGCAUUAGCGGCAUCAGCAGCAUCAGCAGCAGCAGCAGCAGCAGCAGCAAUGGUGGCAUCGGUGCCGGCGGGCUGCUGGGCAGCCAGAGCAGCCUUAAUGCCAUUGCCGUGUUGCCGCUGCCGACGUCAAGUUCGCUGCCAUCGAUGGCAUCGGUAACCUCAUCCACACAGACCGUCAAGCGGUUGUCCGUGUCGCCGCGUUCGCGCUUUCAUGUCUCGCGGAUCUACGAGGAUCCGCAGACGCCACCGAUUCACUUGCCGCCAACGCCGAUGCUCAAAUCGGCGCGCAAGGCCGCCGCCGCUCAGCUGGCUGAGGCAACAAUCACAGCAGUUGAAUCCGAACCCACAAUCUCCGCCAGCACAAUGACAACGGCGGCAACAACAACAGCGAUGCCCAUCAGCAGCGUGAUUAUUGUGGAGCCAUCACCCACCGUCGCGGACAAUGGCAAUGACAAUGACAGCGCACACCAACAAAGUACAAAUGGGUUGGAUCAGGAGGAGGCAGCUAUACAGAAGCUGUCGCCCAACUCGCCCAGCACUUCAUCCAGUUCAUGCAGCACCUCGCCCGUCUCCGUGUCCAGUGCAACAGGCAGCAGCAGCAGCAGCACCAGCAGCGGCGCCAGCAACAUCACCACCGACAACACGGAUAAUACGGAUAAUUCCGGCAGCCCGGAGGAGCCGGCUACCAUUGUUGUUGCCAAGAGCUGUCCCAUUGCCGUGUUUGGUGACAAUGACAUAACGCUCACCAAGGACUCGGCCGCCGGUGCGGCACUCUCGGCGGCUGCCUCAAUCAGCACGGAUGCCGGCAAUCCUCCCGCAGAGUCCACACCGACAGCAACUGCAACGGGACAGCAGCAGCAACAACAACAGCUACAACAACCGGCGACACGUGCACGCAAAUCCUCGUGGAUAGCCAAUCCAACGACUGUGGACAAGCUGCUCACCCUAUUCAAUCCGAGCGCCAUUUUUCAGCGCAGCUCUUCGCCGGAAUCAAAGGCAGUUCCAGCUUCAGCUGUGGCUCCGCUCACAAAUAACGCACAGAAUAUAACAACAAUAAAUACCACAACAGGCGGCAGCGGUGACGUCAACGUGACGCUGUUGGCGACACGCAAAACAACGCCGCCAUCGCGAGGCAACGGCAGCAGCAACAAUGCGACGACAGCAGCAGCAGCUGCAGGGGGAGCCGGAUCGGGAGCGGGAGCGGGAGCGGGGUCAUUGGCGACAGGAGCAUCUGGAUUGGAGACGGGCGCUGGCAGCACCUCAUUCCUGGACACAGCGUCGCGUCAGCUGCGUGACUUUGGGAAGCAGGUGUUCCGCCAGAACCUCUCGUUCAACAACAGCGGGGAUGGGGUGGGCGCUGCGUCGCAGCUGGAUGUCAAUCCCAGUGCGGUGGCCAUGGCGACAUCGCCAAUAUUGAGCAAUGUUGCCGAGUCGCCAUCGCCGCCAGAAUGCAAUGCAGUGCACAUGCCAUUGAGCCUGAAGCGUGAGCUCAAGGAGAACAUUUCGCCGGAGCAUACCAUUAACGAGGAGACGCUGCACACGCUCCAAAAGCUGACGCGCGUCGAGGAUAUGACGCUGUCGGCCGAGGCUGCUGCCGAGCUGGGCGACAUUGAGAUUGUGAUGCACAGCGAGGUGUCCGAUAUGCCAGAUGCGGAGCAGCAGCAGCAACAGCAGCAACAGACGGCGCAGCAGCAGCCGCCACAGCAGGAGGAUCUGGGGGCUGGUUUAGGUCAUUAAAUACUUAACCCAAUAAAAGCAACAAAAAUGACGUGUGCAAUUUGACAAUGUUGAGCAGGAAAGGCAGCAAUAGCAAAACCCACCUCGGCAUUAUCCCUGACUCGUUCUCCCUUCUUUAACACUCUCCCUCCCCCACUCUGUCUCUCUGUAGCCCACCCUCUGUCAAGACACUAAAAGCAAGGGUAUAUCCUUCUGCUACUCCUCAGCCCAACCCAAUCCAACCCAACCCAACUCUCUCACACACACACACACACAAAAUACUGUAACAAUAAGAAACAAGAGUACACAAGUUUUAAACAUAACUUUGUUUUAUUUUAAUAUUUUACUAUACAUAUACACACACACAUAUAUAUAUAUAUAUCUAUUUUUUUUGGUUAAAUUCUUUUUAAGUUUUAUAUACGUAUAUACCUAAUUAUACAAAAUAUAUAUCUAUAUAUAUAUACAUAUAUAUUUUAACUAUGAUAUCAUAUGGCAUGUGAAAGCUGCAAAAACUUUAAAUGAAAUAUGAAAACAACUACUUAAAUGUAUGUAAAUUAGGCCAGCAAAUUAGGCUAAAAACAAAAAAUCAACUAUAUAAUUAUAUAAAGUUUCGGGCAACUUGAGUUUGAUUGAUUUUGGCAUUUGAAAAGUUGUAUUCUUGAUAAUUGUUAAUUUUGUACUUACCCCCUAACAUUUAACACAGAAACCAAAAAAGAUUGUUACGCAUACUUAAGUUCAACCAGGAACACAUUCAAUUAUGUUUGCAUAUAUAAGAUAUAAUGAAAUGACAAGCAUUAUAAUAAUAAAUAAACCUCGACAAAUGGCAAGCAAUUACUUAUAGAGCAUGUAUACUUACACUUUAUAACAAGACUUGUGCUGUUUGGCCUGCCACAGGCUGCGCCUAAUCAUGCCAUUUGCCUGGAUAUAUAUAUAUACCAGCAUAUAUGCGAAAAUUGGUUUAUUGAGAAAUCGGUUUGCUCGAAAUACUAUAAUUGAAUGAUAAACCCACCAGUCAAUCAGUAGGCAAUGUUAAGUUCAAAUGACAUCGUACAUUCUUACAAAUAUAUAUAUAUAUUUCACGAAGAAAGUAUAGAAAAAAAAAACAAAAACAAACAAAAACCCAAAAUAAAUCCAAUUGAUCUCAUUAUGUGAUAUUUGUCGUAGUGCCCAAA
Molecule: messenger RNA, 7345 nt
Organism: Drosophila montana
Lineage: Eukaryota; Metazoa; Arthropoda; Insecta; Diptera; Drosophilidae
Product: serine-rich adhesin for platelets
Exons: 8
Coding region: 414-6194 (1926 amino acids)
Biological process (GO): cell migration; regulation of Arp2/3 complex-mediated actin nucleation
Cellular component (GO): lamellipodium; plasma membrane
Source: RefSeq, a predicted model, not a curated record